This is a messenger RNA of Ambispora leptoticha, 1029 nucleotides long. Lineage: Eukaryota; Fungi; Glomeromycota; Glomeromycetes; Archaeosporales; Ambisporaceae. The record is from the annotation of a GenBank genome assembly.
AUGUUGUGUGUUCAGAAACGAAUUUUUGGCGCCUUUAAUGGUGGAGCUUCUCGCUUUUUCUCUAGCUCGGCUGUUUCGAAUUCUGCAAAAGUUGCCAUACUCGGCGCUUCUGGUGGUAUCGGCCAGCCUCUUUCUCUAUUACUUAAACACAACGAACACAUUUCCACAUUAUCGCUCUACGAUAUUGUUAAUACGCCCGGUGUCGCUGCUGAUUUGAGUCAUAUUAACACAAAGAGUAAAGUCACCGGUUAUAUCCCUGAAAACGAUGGUUUAAAACAUGCAAUCACUGGCGCCGAUAUUAUCGUCAUUCCAGCUGGUGUCCCUCGGAAACCUGGCAUGUCGCGCGAUGAUUUGUUUAAUACAAAUGCUGGGAUUGUUAAAGAUUUGGCGGAGGCUGCAGCAAAAUAUGCACCGAAAGCAUUACUAGCAGUCAUAUCAAAUCCUGUAAAUUCAACUGUUCCAAUUGUCUCGGAGGUAUUCAAAAAACAUAAUGUGUAUGAUCCAAAGCGUAUUUUCGGUGUGACAACUCUUGAUGUAGUACGAGCGUCUCGAUUCGUCUCUGAAAUUAAAAAUACAGAUCCUAAAGACGAAAAAAUUACCGUGGUGGGUGGUCACUCUGGUGUAACCAUCGUUCCAUUACUCUCUCAACUUAACCACUCGUUCACCGACGAAGAAUACAAAGCUUUGACUCAUCGAAUUCAGAAUGGUGGUGAUGAGGUAGUUAAGGCUAAAGCUGGCGCAGGAUCAGCAACCUUGUCAAUGGCCUACGCUGCUUCACACUUUACAAACUCUUUACUUCGUGCUCUUCAUGGUGAAAAGAACGUAAUCGAACCAACCUAUGUGAGAUCCGAGCUUUUCGCGCCGGAUGGUAUCGAAUAUUUCGCAUCAAAUGUCGAAUUAGGGCCAAAUGGUGCCGAAAAAAUAUUCACUCUUGGAAAACUUUCGGAUUAUGAAAAAGAGUUGAUUAAUGCCGCGUUACCGCAGUUGAAAAAGAAUAUUGAAAAGGGAGUGAAGCUUGUUGUUGGAUGA